Messenger RNA from Oreochromis aureus, 2376 nucleotides. RefSeq names its product butyrophilin subfamily 3 member A2-like. Bases 65 to 1477 code for a protein of 470 amino acids. Lineage: Eukaryota; Metazoa; Chordata; Actinopteri; Cichliformes; Cichlidae. The transcript has 6 exons. The record is from RefSeq and is a predicted model, not a curated record.
UCGGGUGUCCAGUUGCAGUGACUUGUUCAUACUUGUCUCAGUUCCUGUUUCCUGCUCAGCUCCAAUGAUUCAUUUCACUUUAACAGCGACAGUUUGGAUCACUGUGUCUUUAUCUGUGACAUCUAGAAUGACCCCUAUUAAGAACAAACAUCUCUUGGUUUUGAAUCAUGUUGUUUUCGUCCUCCUUUUUCUAACACAAACUUGUGGUGGUCAGCAUCAAAUGAUUGGUCCAACUCAGCCAGUAGUGGCCAUGAUUGGUGAUGACAUCACUUUGCCAUGCCACCUGGAACCUGCUGUGGAUGUUGUUGACCUGACUGUGGAUUGGUCCAGAACUGACCUCAAACCUAGAUCUGUCUAUGUGAGGCGAGAGGGUGUGGAGCUUCUGACUGAGCAGAAUCCUUUGUACACAGGAAGAACAUCACUCUCUGUCAACAAACUGCAGUGUGGAGACAUUUCAUUGAAACUCUCCACAGUAAAACUCUCUGAUGCAGGAACAUACAAAUGCCUUGUACCUAAAUUUAAUGCAGAAACUGUGGUGAUGCUUGCUGUAGGUUCAGUUUCCUCACCAGUCAUAGAACUUACUAAUGCCAAAAAUGAAAUAAUGUUGGAGUGUAAAUCUAAUGGCUGGUAUCCAGAGCCUCAGAUGUUGUGGGUGUACAGUGAGGGAAAACCUAUUUCUGUGGAACCUACAAAGAAUGUCAGAGGUUCUGAUGGGCUCUAUACUGUCAGCAGUAAAGUUACUGUGGAGAAAGGACAGAGCUACAGCUUCACCUGCAAAGUUCAACAGAAGAAUAUCAGUCAAAUCAAAGAGGCACACAUCCAUGUUUCAGGUGAUCUCUUUAUGGUCCAGUCUAAUACUGCUGUUCACAUUAUCAUCAACUUGGCUGUCUGUUUAAUAAGCAUCGGGACAGCAGUAAUCCUAAUAUGGAAGUGUGGACAAAAGAAAACCAAAAUCAGGAUACAUGAUGAGGAAGAAAAUGAACUACAUCAAACAGAGAUGGAGGAGAAAUCACAGAGAGAAUGUGAGGAAAAGAAAAGACUUGAAGAUGAGUUGCAGAACAAUGAGGAAGACUUAAAACACAUCAGACAAACCAUUGAAAAACUGAUGGAGCAGAAGACAUUUCUGAAGAACCAGAGAGAAAAACUCAUCACACUACUGCAGGAGGACAAGACAGAGAUGAAAGAGGCCGUGAAAAAGUUGGAGAAAGACAAAGCCCCAACUUUUGACAAAGACAAAAAAAUGCAUAAGCGUGGAGAUAAAAAAGCUAACCUGGAAAAGAGAACAGAAGUACAUGAAGAACUGUUAAAGAUGACAGAAAAGCUAAUGGAGGAAACGGAGAACAUUAUAAUCCAAAUGACAGAAAGAAAGGGAAAGCUGGAAAAAGACAAGGAACAAAUUAUUAAACACUUGAGAGAGAAACAAAGAAAUGAAAGAGAUUUAGAAGAAACUCUCAGAGAAACAAGUGAGAAACACUGAACAGGUGUGUAAGAACCCAGGAUGAGUUUUCUUUAAUAUAUUACUUGCUAAAAUCACAUGUACAAACUGUCAUGUUGUGUUCAGUUUACAUUCCCAGGGUCUUCAGUUGUGAACCUAACCCGUUUUUUUGCUUUUCUUCCUUAGAGAAGGACAAAGUAACACGACAAAUAAAACAUGGAUUUUGCUGUUUUUUUCUCAUUGCUGUCAUUUUGCAAUGCGAUGCUCAGUAUUUCUUUAUUUGUUUGCUUUAAAUUUAUAGUAUAUACAUUUAAACAAGACAUGCAGUUUGACUGUAUUUUAUCAUAGGAGAUUUUGUUAUGAUAAAAUGUAUCAACAUUUUUGUGAUCCUUUUAAUCUUUUGUCUGUGUGUAAGAAUUAAGAAUUACACUGUGAGAGGAAGAAGAAAAUAUACUGUCUGUGUUGUCGUGAGACCUGUGGUAGAAAAAGACUGAAGUACCCCCUGGCCGCCUCCACAUCACAGCUAAGAGAUGUUAAAAGUUCGUAAUAAUCAGACUCAUGUGAGUAAAAGUGAUCAAAGUUGUAAAACAGAGCUUUCCUUCAUUUCCUAAUAAUUAAACAUUUUAUUCUUAAUCAAGAUAAAUCAAAGUACAAAUGUAAUCAAUAUAUUAAUGACAAAGAUAGUUUGAGUAAUAGAAAUAACUUUUUUGAUGUCUGGGUUUUGUGGUGGUGUGUGUAAGUACUCAUGAGCAGCUUCAACCUUUACAGUUUUGUGUUUCUAAUAACAGGCCUCACCACAAUCUGACAUGUGUGUGUGUGUGUGUGUGUGUGUGUGUGUGUGGUGCAGGAUGGGGGUGAAAGAGACACACUGGAACCACUAAUCUCAGAAAGUGUCUGACAACAAAAUGUAUGAUUUAAUAAAAGAAGUUUUUAAAAAUAAA